AUGACGUCCUGCGUGGUGCAAGUCCAGGAGCUGUCCCGCCGCCUGCUCAAGCGCGUGCGGCCGUCGCUGCCCGCCAGCGCCGGCGUCGAGGACCUGGGCGCCGCCGCCCGCGAAUCGGCCACCAGCGAGGCGCUGCUCAAGGUCUGCAAGCGCCAGAUCGAGUCGUCCCCCCGCGCGUCCAUGGCGGCCGUCGACCAGGAGGAGAUCGUCGCGGCCGCGCCCGUUAUCGAGGCCGCCAUCGACACGACCGCCACUACGCAUUGGCCCAGUGUCACCGGCUGCGAGAACGUGCGCAAGGCGCUCACGUUCCUGCAGACCUCGCGCCAGCACGCGCUCAUGCUCAUGCUGCAGAACCACUGGGAGCGCGCCAUGAGCGUGCUCGAGAAGAUCGAGAAGGCCACUGAGAGCGUCAGCGAGAAGCGGCGACAGGUCGUCAUCCAGCAGGCCAACGCCGGCCGCAACGUGCUCGUGGAGAAGAUCCAGGAGCUCGAGCUCGCCGCCCCGCGCCGCGCCGUGCGCUUCAACGACGACGUGGCCGUCGCCUUCGCCGAGGACAUGGACCGCAAGGGCGACGACGUGUCCGAGCCCGUGCGCGAGGAGAUGCUCGUGCUGCGCGCCUCGCGCAAGAUCCCGCAGGAGAACCUCUCGGAGUUCUGGAACGAGUGA
This is a messenger RNA of Phytophthora sojae, 666 nucleotides long. RefSeq lists its product as hypothetical. The coding region runs from base 1 to 666 and encodes 221 amino acids. The record is from RefSeq and is a predicted model, not a curated record. The transcript has a single exon. Lineage: Eukaryota; Oomycota; Peronosporomycetes; Peronosporales; Peronosporaceae.